Messenger RNA from Solanum dulcamara, 1997 nucleotides. RefSeq names its product nuclear transport factor 2-like. Gene Ontology annotation, cellular component: ribonucleoprotein complex; cytosol. Gene Ontology annotation, molecular function: mRNA binding. The record is from RefSeq and is a predicted model, not a curated record. The transcript has 9 exons. Lineage: Eukaryota; Viridiplantae; Streptophyta; Magnoliopsida; Solanales; Solanaceae. The coding region runs from base 331 to 1740 and encodes 469 amino acids.
AAAAAAAGGCUAUAAAUUCAGCAGCUCAUUCUCUCUCUAGAACCAGUGGUCUCAAGCUGUCACUCCAUUUUCUCUCUCUAGAAAUUGAAGAGUCAGUGACGAGCGAAUUCAGUGCUAUUGGCUGUUUUUGUGGAGUGAGUGAUGGGAAAAGACUCUGUUUCUGCUUUUUUGCUUGCGGCGGCAAUGUGAAUGGUGAAAAUCUAGGGUUUAUUUUUGGGGGGUUUAGAUUUCAGAUCUUUUGUAGAUCUAGGUUUUUUUAGAUUCUCAUUCUAUUGGAUUGACGAGUUCGUUUCUGCCACUACUUCCGCCGCCGCCACCGGGUUUUACGAAAUGGCGACGCCUUUUCAUUUGCCAGUCACUGCUGCUCAGGUGGGGACAUACUUUGUGGGCCAGUAUUAUCAGAUGUUACAGACCCAACCGGAUUUUGUUCACCAGUUCUACAGUGAUGCUAGUACUGUGCUUCGAAUUGAUUCCAGCACCAGGGAGACUGCUUCAGGAUUGCUGCAAAUUCACACCCUCAUCAUGUCGCUCCAGUACACUGGAAUAGAGAUUAAAACACUUCAUUCCUUGGAAUCAUGGAAUGGUGGUGUCCUUGUGAUGGUUUCAGGUUCUGUCCACGUGAAAGGUAUCAACAGGAGUAGGAAGUUCGUACAAUCAAUUUUCCUUGCACCCCAGGAAAAAGGAUUCUUUGUCCUCAAUGAUAUCUUUCACUAUGUUGACGAGGAACAAAUUCUUCAGCAAUCAUUGGCCUAUCUAGCACAGACUAACCUUGAGUCCAAGCUGAGUGCUUCCAAUGCACUUCAGGAGCAAGUGCCCAACUAUAUGUUUGGUGGAGAAAUCCAAGCAAGGGAGUUUGCUGAUGCUCCUAAAAUUGAAGAUAACGGGCCAGUCAAUAACUAUAGUUUUCCAGAGGAACGGCUUCAGCAUGUCCCUGAAGCUGAGAAUAUCCUUGAAGAUAAUUUUGCGGUGCAGUCAAACGGCCCACUUCAGAGUUCAAUUAGUUCAGUACAAGACCAUUUAUCCUGUCCUGUUGAGGAACAUGUUGUAGAGCCCCAAAAGCAUACUUAUGCUUCUAUUUUACAAGUUACUAAAGGGAAUUCUGCACAAGGAGGACUGGCCCAGUCUUCUCUCAACAAACCUACACCACCUCCUUCAGAGUGGCAGCAUGUGCCAGAGCCUCUUACUCUGCCAUCAGUUCAUUCGACUAAUACUAUUGAGAGGUAUACUGAGGCAACAGAAGAGGCUUCAGCUGUUGAAGAUGAAGUUGAAGUCAAGUCUGUAUAUGUCAAAAAUGUGCCUACUACUAUGGCUGCUUAUGAAAUUGAGGAGGAAUUCAAAAAGUUUGGUAAACUAAAGCCGGAUGCUGUUGCCAUUAGAACACGAAAGGACAUUGAUGUAUGUUAUGCAUUUGUCGAAUUUGAAGAUGUAACUGGGGUUCAGAAUGCAAUUGAGGCAUCUACUGUUCAGAUUGGUGGACACCAGUUGUACAUUGAAGGGAGGAGACCGAACAGAAACAACUUAAUUCGAGGAAGAGGUAGGGGUAGAGGCAGAGUUAGCUACUCCAUGGACGGAAGGGGGCGCUAUGGUGGCCGUGGUUUUGGGAGAGGUGGUCAAGACGUAGGUGACCGUGAGUAUGGCAGGUCAAGAGGAAAUGGUUACUAUAGACAAGCUCCUCGGCAAGAAAGAGCUUACUCUAGCAAUCAGCAAAGCUUGCGAAAUGAGCAGUACUCAUGGGAAUAAACUGAAGUUGAAUUUAUGAAGAACAGACAAUACCGUCGGUACAAGCCAUGUUGCGAACAGCUUUUUUGUCUUCAUAGUUCUCCAAAACAUUAGUAUACUUUGAGAAGCAUCAAAAUUUAGAUUUAUGGAAGGAAGCAUCCCAAAUACAUAUAAUUUUUUGGCAGAAAUAGCAAGUCUUGCUUUUCAGUACAUGAAUAGACUUUACCGAAAAUGAUUAUUUAAUGCAGUUUUGGCCUGCUAGUGGAUAUUUUGCGCAA